Pararge aegeria (speckled wood butterfly) is the source of this 1275-nucleotide messenger RNA. It is a transcript of the gene Hey, whose product is annotated as hairy/enhancer-of-split related with YRPW motif protein 1-like. The transcript is spliced from 6 exons. Gene Ontology annotation, biological process: regulation of neurogenesis; anterior/posterior pattern specification; regulation of transcription by RNA polymerase II. The coding region runs from base 1 to 1275 and encodes 424 amino acids. Gene Ontology annotation, molecular function: RNA polymerase II cis-regulatory region sequence-specific DNA binding; DNA-binding transcription factor activity, RNA polymerase II-specific; protein dimerization activity. Gene Ontology annotation, cellular component: nucleus. The record is from RefSeq and is a predicted model, not a curated record. Lineage: Eukaryota; Metazoa; Arthropoda; Insecta; Lepidoptera; Nymphalidae.
AUGAAGGUAAAAUAUGUGCUGUGCGAUAAGCCGCCCGAGUGCGAGAAGGAUAUCGAAGUACCCACGUCGCAGAAUCAAAGAGGAAAUAUGGGUUUAGAGACACCCCUCCAUUGCGGGUCAUCAGCAUCACCACCUCAACCGAUUGGUCGAACGCUGCUCAUCCGAGCCGCAUUGCGGUUCUUCUCAAUUGCUGAGGUAGCUGCCCGUAGACCCACCGGUUUUCUCACAAGGCUGGGAGGCGGUCGGAUGGCCAGGCACGCGGCAGCACACUCCGCGGCCGGCGGUCGACGCGCGCGCACGUGUGCAUGUGUGUCCCGCAUGCGUACUUACUGCGUUCAACAAGUUCCUUUAUUACAAAUGAUGGAGUAUCAGAGGCACAUGGAGCCCAGCGCUCACCAGCAGCCCCAACCCCAAGGACCCCAGUGGGCCCCGCAGUACGGCUGGGGUCCCCCAGUACCCCCUACGACGGCGCCCGCGCAAAGAAACAAACGGACACACUCAGAAAGCGAAGACGACGCCUUCUCAGAGGAGAGCAGUAAGGAUGCGCAGUCCCCAGGCGGUGACUCCUGCCAGCUCAUGACGCGCAAGCGACGACGUGGCGUCAUCGAGAAGAAGCGGAGAGAUCGCAUCAACACCUCCCUCACUGAGCUCAAGAGGCUGGUACCCGCAGCCUGCGAAAAACAAGGCAGCGCGAAGCUGGAAAAGGCUGAGAUACUACAGCUCACGGUUGACCAUCUCAAGAUGCUGCACUCUAAAGGUCUCGACACGUACGCCUACGACCCUCAGCGCUACGCGAUGGACUACCACAGCAUCGGCUUCAGAGAAUGCGCCGCGGAAGUUGCUCGGUACCUCGUCAGCUGCGAGGGCUUGGACAUCCAAGACCCGCUGCGAUUGCGCCUGAUGAGCCACCUGCAAUGCUUCGCUGCGCAGAGGGAGCUCGCGUCCAAGUCCAACUGGGGGUACCCGCAGUACCCUGCAGUACCGCAGUCAAUACCCCAAACUCAGCACGGGUAUACAGAGUUAAGGGACCCCGCCGUAUCCACUGCUGUGUCUACGGUAGCGCCUUCGAUAGCCGCACCUUUGUCAGCACCUCCAGCCUACACCCAUUAUCCUCCCGCGCCCCCGGGGCCUCCCGGGCCAUCAGCACCACCCGGACACCCUGCCCCUCCUGCUCCUCACUACCCAGCUCCGUAUCCUCACCACCCACCUCACCAUCAGUACUCGCAAAAUAGCUCGAAGCCAUAUAGGCCUUGGGGUGCUGAGUUAGCAUAUUAA